This is a messenger RNA of Brassica rapa (field mustard), 3953 nucleotides long. RefSeq lists its product as uncharacterized. The record is from RefSeq and is a predicted model, not a curated record. Lineage: Eukaryota; Viridiplantae; Streptophyta; Magnoliopsida; Brassicales; Brassicaceae.
ACUCUGGAUUGCCCCAGUAACUCCUAUGUUCAUUCUAUUUUAUCCCACCAAUUAAAAACAAUAUAAUUUUUAAUAUAUUUUAAUCAGAAACGUGGUGAAAAUCGAAAUUGCCCUUAAUGAAACUAAGUAUUUACAGGAUCCAACCUAAACUAUUUGACUCGACCCACUAUUAGUCGGAUCCCUAACCAGAUCCGCGCGUUCUUUUCUUUUUUCUCUUCCUUUGUCGUCUCUCACUCUCUUCUAAACCUUCUAAACCUGAAAAUUGAAAAAAAAUCCUAGAACCGACGAAAACGAUGAAGCUCACCGCAUCGACUGCUUCCUUCACUGUUUCUUCUCUGAUUUUCCCUUAGUCCCUCGUGCCCUUCCUUGUUAGAUUUCAUCAUUUCCCCAAAUCAGUCUGUAACCCUAGAUUUGACGAAAUCAAUUGAAAAAAUUGAUCGAAUCAACUGCUCCUGCGGCGUAUUCUAUUCUCCCGCUCCUUCUGUCGGCGACGCAAUCGACGGAACCCUAGACUUCAUCUCCCAUCUCCUGUUUUCGUUCUCGUCUCUUCCGUGUAAAAGGUAUGUUCUCUCUCAAAUUUUUGAUUGAUUUUGUUGUGGGUUUGGGUUUGAAAGUCCGUUUGAAAGUAUUGUGGUUGAAAAUCGGUUAGGUUCAGAUUUUUUUCAGAAUGAGGAUUACAGAGACUGAAACUUGGACACGUUUGGUUUUGAGGUUAUAGAGAUUGAAAGUUUGGUUUCAGAUUUGAGAUAAGUCUAGUGAUUAUUGAAGACUAACUGUUUUGGUGAUAGAGUGUCCUAGACUGUUUGAUAUGUGAAACCGAGUUGAGUGAUUGAUUAAUUGUGAUGUAGUGAUCGAAUUGAUUGGUUGGAGUUUUAUUAUUGAAUGAAUGAUUUAGGGUUUUGAGAUCAGACAGCUAUAAGAAUCAAUGAUUUAUUUUGUAGAUAUUUCAUUGAAUGGGUUUGUUAGCGUUGGUGGUUAUUGAACGUUUAUUGUGUAUGUAUAUAUUCAGGGGAUCAAGAUAUUGAGAGGCUAUAGAUAAUGGCAGGCCGAGGUCGAGGGAGAAAAAAAUCUCAGCAGAAAAAGUCCACAAAAAGAAACAGUGCUCCUGUAGAAGAGCAGCAUGUAGAAGAACUUUCAACAGAGAAUGAUAGUGAUGAUCUGUCAGCACACGGAAUUGAGUCUGAUAAUCAGGGAACCGAUAAUCAGUCUGCAUCAUCUCAGGAGUGCCAACCACUGCCACCUGAUGAGCUAUGUUUCAAGAACACCGAGUUCACCCAGACGUGUAAGAUACAGAGCAAGUGUUAUGUGACCGAGACGGUGAAGUUUCUGAAGAAGGCUAGGUUUAAGCCUGAGCUCCAGUGGUUUGAAAACCACCCUCAGUUUUGCCAUUUUUUCCACAUGCCCGAUGAACCAAACUUGAAGCUGCAGGGUAUGUGGAUGCUUCUACUGCGCACUGUUCCUUUACAUGAGUCAGAGGACACAUCUUGGUUUGCUGUUAAUGGAGUGCCCAUUCGGUAUUCAAUGAGAGAGCAUGCUCUCAUCUCGGGAUUGGACUGCCAUGACUACCCGGCUAAGUAUAAGAAGAUUGGAAGCUUUGCGUUUGUAGACAGGCAUUUCAAAUCACAUAAGGAGAUCACUAUGCUAUCUGUGAGAGAGAAGUUGUUGAGUAUGAGUGCGUGUGGGGAUCGGCUCAAAAUGGCAGUGCUUUACUUCUUAGGCACGAUUAUCAGAGGGAAGGGAAGGUAUAAUGCCCCGUUCGACCCUUUCAUAUUAAGAAUCGUCAACGAUGUGGAGGUUUGUAAAACCUUUCCUUGGGGUCGGUUGACGUUUGAAGAUGCUCUCCGGUCCAUCACUCGCGUGAUGAAGCAUCUGAAAGGGAAACCUAAGAAUAAUGUCAACUUUCCCGGGUUCAUAAUUCCUUUGGAGAUUCUGGCAUUUGAGUGUAUCCCAGCUCUGAAAGCACGAUUUAGAGAAGGUGUAGAAGGCUGUAUGAGUAAGUGUCCGAGGAUGUGUAAAAAGCGGUUCCAAAGUAACAGCAUGAAGGGCUAUCCUCUUGAGGAUUUGUACGACACACUUGGAGAAAUUAAGGUUAUUGAAAGUGUUCUUGUUCCUACUGUUGAUGAGGAACCUCUCAUGGCACGCUUAAUGGAUGGGGAGCCAGACUAUGAAAAUGAAGAAGGCGUGAGUAAUUUGUGGAGCACGUGGUUGACUGUUAAGGAGAAGCCUAUCUUUUGGCAAGAACUCUAUGAGUUAGAUGUGGCUGCAAGGGAGUUUCCUCAGAAGAAAGACAAAAGGAAAGUGCAUGAAGAAGCAUCCUCCUCUAAUACAAGUUUGGAGGACGUUUUGAAAGGGUUUGAAGAGAGGUUGAUGACAAGUUUGAGUGAAGUGAAUGGGAAGGUGGAAAAAAUGAACAAGAGGCUUGGGAAGAUUGAACGUUGCCAAGUUGUUUUAAAAAAGAGGUGUAAAAGGAUGAAGGCAAUGGAGAAGAAGCUUGAGAAGAUUGAAGAUUGCCAAUAUUAUUUAAAAAAGAAGGCCAAGAAGGUGGAGAAAGAAAUGAAGGAAAUGAAAGAGAAGGAGGAAGAUAAGGAGAACAAUGACGGUUUCGACUAUCAAGGCAUGGAUUAUGUCUGGGAUGGACAGCGGAAUGACAGCAAUGGAGCGGACGCAACAACCAAAGAACCCGAAGAUGCAGAUAUGGUUGAAAAUACAGAGGUGGUAGAAGAGAGUGAGGAAGAGAGUGAAGAAGAGGCUCAGAAGGAAUCUGAUGAGGUUGAGAUGAAUGAAGCCAAUGAGAUUGAAGAAGAGGUUGAAACAGAGGCUCGGGUUGAAGUUGAAACAGAGGCUCGGGUUGAAGUUGAAACAGAGGCUCGGGUUGAAGCUGAAACAGAGGCUCGGGUUGAAGCUGAAACCGAGAAAACUCCUACACCACCACGUGGUAGGACUAAGGCAGCAGCCGCGAGGAGACAAAUCCUAACAACACCAGAAAAGUUGUUCGGAAAGGCUGAAAAAAUGGUGGAGGAAGAGGUGAAAGAACCUGAGGAAGAGGGUGAAAAAAUGGUGGAGGAAGAGGUGGAAGAACCUGAGGAAGAGGGUGAAAAAAUGGUGGAAGAAGAAGUGUUAGAGCCUGAGGAAGAGACUGGAAAAAUGAUGGAGGAAGAGGUGGAAGAAUCUGAGGAAGAGGCUGUAAAAAUGGUGGAGGAAGAGGUGGUAGAGCCUGAGGAAGAGGCUGGAAGAAUGGUGGAGGAAGAGGUGGUAGAGCCUGAGGAAGAGGCUGGAAAAAUGGUGGAGGAAGAGGUGGUAGAGACUGAAAAAUAUACUGAGGAAGAAAAGCAAGAGUGGUACAUGGUUGUCUACGAAGGCAGUACUUGUGAAACGAAGGAAGCUGACAAGGGAGCAGCCAAGCCUUCUGGUUCUGGGGUCAAGCAUAGGCCAAAACAAAUGGCAUUGAGGAAGCACGCUACUAAGCAGGCUCCUAAGCCGAGGGGUAGACCGAGAAAGGAUACUGAACCAAAGAAGUUCACAACGCCAGAACAGACAAAAAGGAUACGUUCACGUUCACAGUGGGUUUCCACUCCUUUCACUGAAGCUAACACUGAUGAGAUUGAAGGGCGCAAGAAGAAGCCUAGAACAAAGGCGUAGAAGACAAGAAGCUUAACAUAUUUUGGGUGUUUAGUAUUUAUCUCGGAUUUGUUGUGAACUUAUGUAAGAAGUUAUGUUUUGUUGCUUGUUGGUCUGUAAAACUUGAAUGAUAUCUCUUAUGUAGGAUGUUCUGUGUUGUGUGAUUGUCUUGCAGCAGGUUUGGCCCAAUUGAGGACAAAAUGAUCUAAGUCUUAAGAAAGCACAUUUGUACUACUAGGUUUAUUAUGUAUUACUAAGACAAACAAAAUUUGUCAACAAUAAGAAAAAAAAAAUAUAAGAAACAAAAUGGCACAUGUCUAAAACGUGUAAAAUAU